This is a messenger RNA of Helianthus annuus (common sunflower), 1594 nucleotides long. Its product is annotated as protein trichome birefringence-like 8. The record is from RefSeq and is a predicted model, not a curated record. The transcript is spliced from 4 exons. Gene Ontology annotation, molecular function: O-acetyltransferase activity. Bases 21 to 1271 code for a protein of 416 amino acids. NCBI's taxonomy places the organism in Eukaryota, Viridiplantae, Streptophyta, Magnoliopsida, Asterales, Asteraceae. Gene Ontology annotation, cellular component: Golgi apparatus.
CAACCAAUCCUCCUCUUCUCAUGGAUCUUCGUCAUGAAACUCAACCCCAAAAAGUAUCCCAUUUUUUCAUUCUACCCCAUCCCAAUAAAACCUAUGCACUCGUCUUCUUCAUCACUCUUCUAAUCACCUCCAUUGUUUUCUGCAACUUCAUAACACCCCACCUUCUUCCCUUUGGCUUCUUCAAAACCCUACCCAUUAACACACAACUUCAACGACCCACAAACACCUGUGAUUAUUCAUAUGGUAAAUGGGUUUGGGACGAAACCUACCCGACCCGAAAGUACGAUGAAGAUUGCCCGUUUCUUGAUCCGGGUUUCCGGUGUCACCGUAACGGGCGGCCGGAUUUCGGGUAUGUUAAAUGGCGAUGGCAACCACAUGGGUGUGAUUUACCAAGAUUUGAUGCACGAGAUUUUCUGGAAAGAAGCCGAAAUGGACGUAUAGUUUUCGCGGGAGAUUCCAUCGGAAGAAACCAGUGGGAAUCCUUACUAUGCAUGCUUUCACAAGGUGUCUCAAAUCAUUCAACAAUAUAUGAAGAGCAUGGAAACCCCAUAACCAAACACAAAGGUUUCCUUUCAAUUAUGUUUCAUGACUACAAUGUGACCAUACAGUACUAUCGAGUGCCUUUUCUCGUGGUCAUCGAUGAUCCACCAGAAAAUGCUCCUGAAGAAGUCCGGCGAGCCAUUAGGGUCGAUAAACUCCAUCGGUUCUCUUUGAAAUGGGCUGGAGCAGAUGUUCUUGUCUUCAGCGCGGGUCACUGGUGGAACAAAGACAAGACACUCAAGAUGGGAUGGUAUUUCCAGGAAGAAGGGAUAUUGAACAUGAAAAUGGAUGUCAUGGAGGCAUUUAAGAAGUCUCUUCAAACACUAAAGUCCUGGGCAUACAAGAGUUGUGAUCCCAAAACGAGCCAUAUCUUUUUUCGAAGCUUUUCGCCCGUACACUACAGGGAUGGAGAAUGGAACAGCGGCGGUCAUUGUGACCGGAGUAAGGCACCUGAAACAAGCUACGUUAAUCCAGAAGGUGAACCCUUGAACAAUCAAAUAAUUUUAAAUGUGGUCGAAGAGAUGGAAGCCACCAAACGAAAAGUCAAAUUCUUGAACAUUUCAUAUCUAACAGCAAUGAGGAAUGAUGGUCACCCUUCAAGAUACCGUGAGCCAGGUACUCCACAACCGUCUCCACAAGAUUGUAGCCACUGGUGCCUACCGGGUGUCCCCGACACUUGGAAUGAACUUCUUUAUGCUCAACUUUUAUCCACUGGAUUUAGAGUCAAGUGAUCAAAUAUGCCCUGGUUAAAAGUUUGUACUAUGAUGGCUCGUAUUUGGGCUAGUAAUUUACUGGCACAUGAACUGAAGUUGACUUAAAUGGUUCGAGUAUGCACCGAUGAUGGUUCAUGUUGGUUCUUUUAUUGAAAGAAAGCAAUGGGCAGAAGACUCCAACCCGUGACCUUCAAACCAUAGAUCACAUCAAAUACAAUCAUACACCCUGUUUAUUACUCCUGCAUAGUGCAGUCCCAUGGAACUUCACAAUCAUAGGAAACAUGAACACAUUAUUUAUUCAUAUGUCGUCGAACGAUUGAUUUAUGGAGUAUUUUUUUUAA